Musa acuminata AAA Group (dessert banana) is the source of this 2852-nucleotide messenger RNA. Its product is annotated as probable transcriptional regulator SLK2. Gene Ontology annotation, cellular component: transcription regulator complex; nucleus. The record is from RefSeq and is a predicted model, not a curated record. The coding region runs from base 382 to 2682 and encodes 766 amino acids. Lineage: Eukaryota; Viridiplantae; Streptophyta; Magnoliopsida; Zingiberales; Musaceae. Gene Ontology annotation, biological process: negative regulation of transcription by RNA polymerase II; positive regulation of transcription by RNA polymerase II. The transcript is spliced from 10 exons.
CUACUGCCCCUAUAUAUGCGAUCUCGACGGGCGGCGGCGCCGCGAGAAAAGGGGGGGAGGGGGUGAGAUUAGGGCGAGAAACAGCGUCGUCGAUUAAUCUGCUUCCGUGAUCCUCUCCCUGGUCAUUUACGGGCCGAUACCGGAGGAAAAGAUCCUCCUGUGUUGUAUUUGCUGUGAUUGGUCCUGUGGUUCUUCCUCCGGGAGAUCUCCCAAGCGAGAGUCUUGGCAUCAGAUAGCUUCCUGGAUUCCAGCCGUCAGUUGGGGCCCACCCCCCGGGUGGCCCCAUCAAGGAUCGCCGGAGGUGGGGGGCAGUCGCAGUCUUCCUCCGCCUCUGGGAUCUUCUUUCAAGGUGAUGGCCAGAGUCAAACCGCGGUGAACUCUAUGACAGGGAAUGGGCGCUCCGGACUCGGGCCUGUGUCUGGUGACAUGAACCCUGGUGUUCUUAACAGCACCGGAAACUCCUCUGGACCAAGCGUUGGAGCGAGCUCCCUCAUCACUGACGCCAACUCUGCUCUCUCUGGUCCGCAGUUGCGGCGCAGCACCAGCAUCAACAACGAAUCCUAUAUGCACCUCCCAGCCUCGCCCAUGUCAUUCUCGUCGAACAACAUCUCAGGUUCUUCAAUGAUGGAUGGCUCCGUCAUGCAGCAAAGCCUUCAUCAAGAGCAGGCGUGCAACAAGCAAGGGGCGUCGAGUGCCACAUCUGAGGCGAUGGUGCAGGAGCCUCUCAAUUCAACUAAUACUUCAAAGAAAGCCAGGCUUGAUUUGAAGAAGGACGGUAUCAUGCAGCAGCAGGUGAUCCAGCAACUGCUGCUGAGACCCGAUCCGGUGCUGCAGGGGCAUCAGAAUCCUCAACUGCAGGCCAUAUUACAACAGCAGAGAUUAGCACAACUUCAUCAGCAGCACCUAAUGCAAUCUUUACCUCAGAUGCAGCAAUCACCAAUCACCAUUCAGCAGCAACAACAACAGAGGCACCAUAUGCGGCAGCACGUUGUAGAGGCAGUUGCCCCUGUAGAACGCUAUGUUGAUAGUGUGAUAGGUUCUCGUCGGCUCAUGCAGUACUUGUUUCAUCAACGACAUCGCCCAGCUGCUAAUUCUAUACUGUACUGGAGGAAAUUUGUCACAGAGUAUUUUGCCCCACUAGCCAAGAAAAGGUGGUGUUUAUCAUUGUAUGAGAAUAUUGGCAACCAUGCUCUUGGUGUUUUCCCACAGUCUGCUAAGGAUGCGUGGCAGUGUGAACUAUGUGGUUUGAAAUCUGGAAAAGGAUUUGAGGCUACUUUUGAAGUACUUCCUCGGCUUUUCCAAAUUAAAUUUGAUCGUGGGCUUAUUGAUGACAAUCUAUUUCUCGGCAUACCUCGUGAGUGUCAUUUGCCUUCAGGAAUUAUUGUGCUGGAGUAUGAAAAAGUGGUUCAUGAAAGUGUUUAUGAACAUCUACGUGUUGCUCGUGAGGGAAAACUUCGAGUGACAUUCACUCCAGAACUGAAGAUACUAUGUUGGGAUUUCUGUGCUCGGCGUCAUGAAGAAUUUCUUCCUCGAAGAGUGCUAGCAACUCAGGUUAAUCAACUGUUGCAAGUUGCUCAGAAAUAUCAAACUACUGUGAAUGAAAAUGGAUCUGCUGGAGUCUUCCAUCAAGAUCUGCAAGCAAGCUGCAACAUGUUCAUAGCAGCAGGUUGUCAACUUGCAAAAAGUAUGGAACCACAGUCAUUAAAUGAAUUAGGGUUCUCCAAAAGAUACGUACGGUACUUACAGAUAUCUGAGGUGGUAAAUAGCAUGAAAGACUUAAUUGAUUUUAGCCAGGAGCAUAGGAUUGGACCAAUCGAUAGCUUGAAGAACUACACAAGUCAGGCUACAGCAAAGCUCCAAAGACAAACUUUGCAGGAUUCAGGGCAACUGAUGGUGGGUGCUCACAGUCUGCCAUCUGACCAGAGCAUGCUGAAUAAAGUCAUGGGCAUCCAGUCAGGCUUAAACAAUCAUAUGAACAAUAACUUGGUAGCUAGACGUGUUCUUAACAGCAACCAACCGAGUGUUAUGGCACUGAACAAUUACCAUAACCUACUGAGAAGUUCUCCCAAUUCGAAUCAGAGUAUGCUACCACAGGAACAAUUGGGCCUUAUUGGUGGUCCCAAACAGGUACAGCCUAUGCAAUUUCAAGGUUCUGCUUCAUCCAUUCAGACAAACGCCUCUGUUAACAUUUCUGCACAGCAGCAAACUCCAUUAGAUCGUCGCUUGCCCUUGCAGAAUAAUCUGCAUCCCUCCCAGGUGAACCAACACUUGCAGCAACAUGUAAUUCAACAAAUGCUGCAACAAGUGAUAAAUAACAAUAGGGGUGGACUGCAACAGUCUGUCGGUGCUCCCAAUGCCAAUGGUUUGGUAGCUCCAGAGGUACCUGGAGGUGGCAUUACCGGCGUUCCAGUCAGAAUGAACCCUGGGUCUGUUGGAAAAGGUACCGAGUUUCUCAAUAUGCACGGUGACAUGCCUAAUAAUUCCAUGGGAAUGGUGCCAAGCAGAAGCAACAGUUUUAAGUCUGUUUCCAGCCACCCUAGCAUCAGCGGCAACAAUCUUAAUUCUAGAGCGGAUUCGACACACAACAUGGAUGUGCCAGAACUCGGACACAUUCCUAAAGACUUUGAGAACGGAAUGUUCAGUGGUGAUCCCAGUGACAUGGGAUAUGGUUGGAAGGUUUAGUUAAUAUGUUGUUUUUCGACCAAUGUAUAGUUGCGAUUUGUGAUUUUCACUCUUUGGUGCAUGUUGUUAAGCUUAUGACAAGGAAGUUUCUCGAGUAGGCAAUUUUCGAGUUUGGCCAUUUGGACUUCCAUCUCAUUACCAUCCUAAAUGUGCAUUCCGUGUUUAUGCUA